CCAUUGUUUUUAGUAUAAUUUGCAAAUUUGGACGGCAUUGAGAGUUUGGGGUUAGGUUAGGGUUUUGCUUUGCAGGGUACCCAUAUCUGCUUCUCUGAAAGGCGAAAACCAUGGGUCGUAUGCAUAGUCGUGGUAAGGGUAUUUCCUGCUCUGCUCUGCCAUACAAGAGGACUCCCCCUACCUGGCUCAAGAUCUCUUCACAAGACGUUGAUGAGAAUAUAUGCAAGUUCGCCAAGAAGGGUUUGACGCCGUCUCAGAUUGGCGUGAUUCUCCGAGACUCUCACGGCAUUGCUCAGGUCAAGAGCGUCACUGGCAGCAAAAUCCUUCGCAUCCUCAAAGCUCACGGGCUUACGCCUGAGAUUCCGGAGGAUCUGUACCAUUUGAUAAAGAAGGCAGUUUCAAUCCGGAAGCAUCUUGAGAGGAACAGAAAGGACAAGGACUCCAAGUUCAGACUCAUCCUUGUCGAAAGCAGAAUCCACCGUCUUGCCCGUUAUUACAAACAAACUAAGAAGCUCCCCCCUGUUUGGAAAUACGAAUCAACAACUGCCAGCACCCUGGUUGCUUAGGGAAUGUUUCAGCUCAUGCUUGUAGGGUUGCUAGACUAGCAAGCUGAGGUGUCAUUUUGAUAUUAAUUUGGAGGUUUGGUGGGGGGAUAGGUGUCUUAUUUUUUGCUGAGAACCUCUGAUUAGACAGAAGGGCAUUAUUUUACGCAAUUUUGACUGCAAUGUAUGGUUUUCAUUUGAAGUAAUAUAUUAAACUGUUGAAAAUUAUUUUAAAGUA
Molecule: messenger RNA, 780 nt
Organism: Cajanus cajan (pigeon pea)
Lineage: Eukaryota; Viridiplantae; Streptophyta; Magnoliopsida; Fabales; Fabaceae
Product: small ribosomal subunit protein uS15
Biological process (GO): translation
Cellular component (GO): cytosolic small ribosomal subunit; nucleolus; ribosome
Molecular function (GO): small ribosomal subunit rRNA binding; structural constituent of ribosome
Source: RefSeq, a predicted model, not a curated record